Messenger RNA from Lottia gigantea (owl limpet), 477 nucleotides. RefSeq lists its product as hypothetical. The record is from RefSeq and is a predicted model, not a curated record. The coding region runs from base 1 to 477 and encodes 158 amino acids. NCBI's taxonomy places the organism in Eukaryota, Metazoa, Mollusca, Gastropoda, Lottiidae. The transcript is spliced from 2 exons.
AUGAUGUUCACAAUAUUGAGCAGGAUAUUUUCACUAUGGAAAACAUUGUUUGUCAAUGAUGUAGAGAAGAAAUCUACAAAUCCACAGAACAUCGAAACUGAAUUUUUAGAUGUUAAUGGUUCAUCAAAGGUUUUAGUUCGUCUACCACCUACAACUAAACCUCAUCAUAAACAUUAUAUAGGUGUUGAUUUACAGCUUGAUACUGGUUCUGAAGCUAAUAUAUUACCUGAGAAUAUCUUUCAACAAUUAUUUCCUCAUCAACAUAAACUAAACGCACCUUGUUCUACAUUAACAAGUUAUGGUGGAACCAAAAUCAACAAUAUGGGUACAUAUAUAAUGGAUGAAUUCCGAGAAGAUGACAAUCUCGAUCCACCAAAUAUUCAACCCAAUCAACAAAACCCAGCUCAUGAUAUUCCAAAUCAGUAUGUAAAUGUACCAUAUAGAACUAGAUCUGGUAGAACUAGAUGUGCCAGAUAG